AUGUAUAAAGCCAUUUGGAAAACACACUUAUAUAAUUUUAACGUUAAUAAUUUUUUACGUCAUAAUAUAAAAACAAAACAUUGUAAUGUUUAUAAAAAUGAAAAACAAUAUUAUUCCAUAUAUAUAGAAAAUAUAAAAAAUAACCAUUCAGGCAAAUAUACAUAUUUACCACUAAAUCACAAAAAAAAUAUAUAUAAUAUUAGUAGAAAUUUAAAAAAUCUGCAAUAUCAAAAACAUUUUAGCUUUGAUUCUGGAAUAGACAAAAAUGGAAUUGUUAAACCGUUUGAGAAUGGGCAUGCAAAAAUAAGGGAAUAUAUGCUGAACAAUUCUAAUGAAUUUGUUCCUUCAGGAAUUGAAAAAGAUAAGCAAUUUCAAAACAGCAAAAAAUAUUAUAUGGACAAUAAGGAAAUAUCUAACAAAACAGAUGAAGAUAAUAAAAAAAUUGACAAAGAGGUGAAAAAUAAUAACAAAUUAUGUAGUAAAGAUGAAAAUGAGAGUGAAAUAAAAUUAGAACAGCUUUUAAAAAAAAGAAAUAUAAAAAAAGACAUAAUAAAAAUAACAGAAAAAGCUAAAUAUGAAAUAAAAAGAAUUAUUGAAAUGAAUAAUAAACAAAAUAAAAAUAAUAACUAUGUUUUAAAAUUAUAUUUUAUAGCUAAAGGAUGUAAUGGAUUAACUCAUUCAUUUAAUUUUAUAAAUAAAAAUGAUAUUAAAGAAAAUGAUAAAAUUAUUUAUGACAAUGAUAAUAAUACUGAAAAAAAAAAUAUACUUUUAGUUAUUGAUAGUAAUUGUAUUCUUUAUGUUAUAAAUACCAUACUUGAUUAUUAUAAAGAUGAUUUGACAGAAAAUUUUAUUUUUACAAAUCCAAACAUAACGUCAAUAUGUCCAUGUGGGACGAGUUUUCACUUUUAA
Molecule: messenger RNA, 909 nt
Organism: Plasmodium vinckei vinckei
Lineage: Eukaryota; Apicomplexa; Aconoidasida; Haemosporida; Plasmodiidae
Product: iron-sulfur assembly protein, putative
Exons: 1
Coding region: 1-909 (302 amino acids)
Biological process (GO): iron-sulfur cluster assembly
Cellular component (GO): cytoplasm; mitochondrion
Molecular function (GO): 2 iron, 2 sulfur cluster binding
Source: RefSeq, a predicted model, not a curated record